UUUCCUCCUGGGACUGCACCUAUCAGUAUGAUAAUUGUCACCAGUCUUGUUACUUUAGCGAAUCCUUCUCUCCUCCAUUGUCUUCCUCUCCUUCUCAAGCUCUCUUUUUUAUUUCUUAUUGUUUCCCUGGCGCGUGCCCUGGUAUAGGCAGUUUUCCUCUUCAUCCACCUCCAGCACUGACAUGCCAUCCUUCCAAUAGCCACUAUCAUUCGAAAGUUCUGGUGGCAAGACCGACAAAAUGUGAGCAAAGUACAAAAUCCGAUAAGUAUGGUCAGAGUAAUAAUUGCCCAAAGCACACUAGCCAUACUGGGGUUGCAUGAGGGGUUCACUAGUAGGUCGAUGCAAAACGUACAAUCCAUUAAUAAGCAUUCAUUUAAGGCUGGACAGGUCAUCUCGGUCGAAAACAUUUCCCGCGAGCUUUUCCAAAAAUUUGCUAUGCAAUGA
This is a messenger RNA of Meloidogyne enterolobii, 444 nucleotides long. The record is from the annotation of a GenBank genome assembly. NCBI's taxonomy places the organism in Eukaryota, Metazoa, Nematoda, Chromadorea, Rhabditida, Meloidogynidae.